ACACCUCGCAAAAAAAAAGAUCCUUUUGCACCCAAAGGUCCUGGAAAUGUGUUCUUUUUAUUUUGCAGACUAGAAAGAGAUAAUAUCAAAGACGAAAUGCCCAAUGAAAGCCUCGGAGAUGUUACCCGUGCAUUAGGUCAAAGAUGGAAAGCACUUCCCAAUAGUGAGAAGCAGGUAUUUAAUAUAAAG
Messenger RNA from Phycomyces blakesleeanus NRRL 1555(-), 189 nucleotides. RefSeq lists its product as hypothetical. The annotation marks the transcript as partial. The transcript has a single exon. NCBI's taxonomy places the organism in Eukaryota, Fungi, Mucoromycota, Mucoromycetes, Mucorales, Phycomycetaceae. The record is from RefSeq and is a predicted model, not a curated record.